Messenger RNA from Aspergillus heteromorphus CBS 117.55, 1020 nucleotides. Its product is annotated as mitochondrial 54S ribosomal protein bL28m. The transcript has a single exon. The coding region runs from base 119 to 757 and encodes 212 amino acids. Lineage: Eukaryota; Fungi; Ascomycota; Eurotiomycetes; Eurotiales; Aspergillaceae. The record is from RefSeq and is a predicted model, not a curated record. Gene Ontology annotation, molecular function: structural constituent of ribosome. Gene Ontology annotation, cellular component: mitochondrial large ribosomal subunit.
GGAGACCAUCGAUCGUGCUGCUGCUGCUAUCGUUGCUCUGUCGGUGCCCCGUCAUCGCCCUUUUCCCUCCGUCGAUUUCUGGCAUGGUCGAUUGCCCAUCGACCUCUUGAUCUACACAAUGGCCGGCUUACAGAGUCGAUCGGCCAUGUCCCUUCCGUUCUCCCUCUCUGCGGCGUUUCGCAACCUCUCCGUCACCACCCCGAAACGUUCCUUUUCCACGACAUUGGCCGCGCAGAAGACGAAAACCCUCCCGGAUUACAUCCCUCCCUACCCCUACGGCCCGAACUAUGUCUUCAAGCAGUCCAACUCCGGUCUCUACGGAGGCACCAUGAUCCAAUUCGGAAACAAGAUCUCCCAAGGCCGCAACGAGGGGAAAACCCGCCGACUGUGGAAGCCCAACGUUCGUCGCAAGAAGCUGCACAGCGAAGCGCUCGGUGAGGACCUGUUCAUUAAGGUGACACGGAGGGCUCUGCGCACGAUCUACAAGUCCGGUGGCCUCGACAACUACCUCCUCAGCGAUCGCCCGGGGCGGAUCAGGGAGCUUGGAAUGUUUGGCUGGGAGUUGCGGUGGAAGGUGAUGCAGACGCCCAAGAUCCAGGAACAAUUCAAGGAAGAGAGGAAAAAGCUGGGUCUGCCGGAACCGCCUACGUUCGAGGAGUGGGUCAAGCAGAAGGAGGCUGAUCUCAAGGCCGAGGUCGAGAAGGGGACGAACAUCAGAGAUAUCACGAAGCCUACGUUGAGCAAGAAGCAGUACUAGGGGUCUGGGAGGAAAGACUAGCUUCACGGCUGGGUCGAAUUGGGAUGGUCGAUUUCGUUUGAAUUAUCUGGUGACCAACGGAUGGGCGUCUGUUGUAUUAUUACUAUUUGUCCGGCCAUGGUCGACAGUGUCUGCAUACCGCUUUGAUAUCUUGCAGAUGGUGGAGAUGACUGUACAGCCAUUGAAAUAUUGCAUUGACUGUUUUGGAUUCGCAUUAGUCGCUCUUCAGUGUAUUUAUAUGUUGCCAAUGCUAUUGGGUUUGA